UAAAGUUAGAUUUUGAAUCAAAUUAUGUACAUAUGUUCAUGCCAAACUGUAAUAAUAUCAUAAGAUAUGUAAUGGAAAAAUCUCGUCAUGUUUGACAUUCAUUGUCAUAUUAAUGCUUGAUUUCAAGUAUGAACGAAGUUGGUCCAUCGUUAGUGACAACUUAUGCGUUCAAAAGUGGUAAAGAAUACAUCGUCAAGAUAAAAGUGACAGCUUUUAAGGAAUAUCAGAAAAAUUUGGAGCUCACCAUUACUGAUAAAUAUACCAGUGAAAAUUGGCAGUCCUCCUACGACGCUGCAUAUAUUGAAAAUUUAACGCACAAAACCGGAAAUUACAAGCAUUUCGAUGUAUUUGUUGCUAUGCUGCAAUCUGGGUUGUUGAAAACUAGCGAAUCUAUAACCUUGGAUCUCCUCACAUUCGAAGAUCUUGAACUGUUACGUACACGUAGACUCGAACGUAAUACCUGCUCAAGUUUGAAUAAUACGACAAACAAUCGUCGAUACCUUAUAUUAACAUACACGGUAGAAUUUGAUCGAAUUCAUUAUCCAUUACCUUUGGAAUACUGUGGUCUACCUGAUCCAAUAAUACUGCAAGCUACCGUUAAGAGAUUACAAGCUGAAAUCGAAAAGUUACAGUCUAUAGGGAAAAGUAAAAAUCUGCUGAAACGUAUUGAACAUCUUACGAUUGCGAAUCAGAAACUUGUUCAAGAGAAUCAAAGACUUUCGAAUGGAGGAAAAGGUUUAAAGCGCAUUUUAGGGUCUAUAAAGUCUUUAGAAAAUAACGUGACAAAAGAACGUGCAUCUUUUCGAAUACAAAUACAGAAACUUAAAGUUGAGAAUGCAGCUCUGUUGUUAAAAGUAAAACAACUUACUGAAUCUGCUGGUAGAAAACCUGGAGAUGGUGGCUCUGCAUUAAAAUGUCAUAGUCGCUCUUCUUCUAUACGAACAAAUUAUACAAAUUCUAGACAAAGCAGAAGUCGUUCUUCGUCAAUAUCUAGUCAUAUUAAAACAUCUAGAUCUAGUUUGUCACCAGGUAGUUCCAUGGAAUCACUUAGAGUUCGUAGCUCUCCUUCUCGAAAUGUGAAAACACGUAACAGGACAAAGGAUUCAAAAACUGAUUAUGAGAGCUUGGAAUCAAGAAUUUACACAUUGCAAAAAAUGUUAAAGGAAGGAAUACAUUUAAGUUGACAGAUUGUUAUCAAUAUAUACAAUAUCAAGUAUUAAAGUACAUUAAUGCUAAUAUCAACAUUAUUAUUGUACUUUAUAUAUAUAUAUAUAUAUAUAUAUAUACAUACAUGUACACUACAGAGAUGACUUUAAGUGAAAUGACAAAGUAAUAUCAGAUCGUUGUUUUAAAUAACAAAAAGUCAAAAUAUUAUUUCACCUACUAUAUAAAUCUUUUUAAAAAAAUAUAUUUAGUCUCAAAUAUCAUUGAAAAUAAAAAAGGAAUCACAUAUGUGAAGAUCUAAGUAGAAAAUAUCAGAUAUUUUCUGACCCUGUGCCUUCAAUUAUAUACAAAAUCUUUUACUAUAUAUGCUAUAGAAAGUAUUUUUUAUGUACACUGCAGCAUUAUAAAUGUAUUUCUUAUUUGUUGCUGUCAUCGUAUUAUACCGACACUAUCACAUUUGUUAAUCCUCAGCCGACUGUUACAGACAAAUUUUGCUCACAUAACGGCGCUGUAACAGUGUGCGUGAGCAGGUGGUAAAUACUCGGCGCUACCGACACACAGAAUAUGAAAAAAAAUAUCUGACCCAGAGGAAUUCUUUCUUCCUCAUGGUGACUAUGAAGCGAGUUGCGCGGUUGCGUGUGGUGGUACCUUCAGCUAUUGUUAUGCCCUGUUUUCGUAAUACAAGGGGGCUGAAUUUGCACAUAAUCAUCGUACGUAUGCUUUGCAAGUUGCUGUCGGCCGAGGGUUAAUAAAGUUAUAAAAUUACAGUUACUUGAGUUUGUCUGUUCUUACAUCGUUCUGAUAAUAUACUAUAGCUUUCUCAACUAA
Molecule: messenger RNA, 1992 nt
Organism: Megalopta genalis
Lineage: Eukaryota; Metazoa; Arthropoda; Insecta; Hymenoptera; Halictidae
Product: centrosomal protein CCDC61
Source: RefSeq, a predicted model, not a curated record